Penicillium argentinense is the source of this 1752-nucleotide messenger RNA. Its product is annotated as alpha-keto acid decarboxylase family protein. Lineage: Eukaryota; Fungi; Ascomycota; Eurotiomycetes; Eurotiales; Aspergillaceae. Gene Ontology annotation, molecular function: carboxy-lyase activity; magnesium ion binding; thiamine pyrophosphate binding. The record is from RefSeq and is a predicted model, not a curated record. The coding region runs from base 1 to 1752 and encodes 583 amino acids. The transcript has a single exon.
AUGACAGUCAAAAUCCCCUUGGCAGAAUACCUCUUCCGAAGACUCCACCAAACAGGCUUACGAGCCGUCCACGGCGUCCCAGGCGACUACAACCUCACCCUCCUCGACCAUGUCAUCCCCUCAGGCCUCGAAUGGGUAGGAAACUGCAACGAGCUGAACGGCGGGUACGCCGCCGACGGCUACGCACGUGUCAAGGGGAUCGGCGCCAUCGUGACGACAUUCGGUGUUGGCGAACUCUCUGCCAUCAAUGCUAUUGCCGGCUCGUAUGCUGAGAUGGCACCUGUUGUGCACAUUGUUGGGACGCCGAUGCAAAAUCUCCAGAGUAAGGGUGUGAAGCUCCAUCACUCGUUUUGCUCGGGGGCACCGAGAGACUACGAGCUUUUUGCGGAGAUGUAUGAGAGGGUUACGGUUGCGAAGGCUAAUUUGCUUGAUGUUGAGACUGCGCCCGCUGAGAUUGAUCGUGUUAUUCGCGCGUGUCUUGAGCAGUCGAGGCCUGUUUAUUUGCGGUUUCCAAUGGAUAUGGUGGGACAGAUGGUGCCGGAGUCGUUGCUGUCGACGUCGCUGCAGCUUCCGCCUGUUCUGAAUGAUCUUGGUCAGGAGGGCGUUGUUGCCCAGCGCAUUUUGCAGAAGAUUUUGGAUGCUAAGCAGCCGAUGAUUCUUGUUGAUGGUGGGGCUUCUCGGUAUGGUCUUUCGAGACAUGCCCAGGAGUUGGUUGAAACCACUGGGUUCCCGACUACCACUACGCCUUUUGGGAAGGGAAUCAUCGAGGAGAACCUGCCCAAUUUCCAUGGCAUUUACGCUACCGUCGGAGAUUUUGACUAUGAUUCUUAUGUCAAGGGUUGUGACUUGGUUGUCAAUCUUGGACCCGUGCACAGUAAUGUGAAUACAUACUACUUUGCGACGGUGCCGAAAGAAGACAUCACGAUCACUAUCGACAGGACAUCCAUCAGGAUUGGAGAAGAAGAAGUGGCAAUUCGACCUGGUCCUGUUCUCGACAGAGUGAUUGAAAGCUUGAGGUUUAGCGAAUCUUUCCCUGUCAAGCCCCGUGACGAGCUACCGACCUCCGACACUGCGCUUCAACAACUGCCAGACGUGAAUCCAACCGACAAAUUCUCUCAAUCCAUUUUUUGGCGUCGCAUGUCACACUUCUUCCGCCCAGGCGAUAUCCUCUUGACGGAAACAGGGACUGCAAGUCUUGGUGCACGGGACUUUGUUCUUCCUAGAGAUACAACACUCAUUAACUCAUCUGUGUGGUUAUCAAUUGGCUACAUGCUUCCAGCCUCCCAGGGCGCCGCUCUAGCCCAACGACACAUUGUCCAAUCCGCAGAAACAAAUUCACAGUCUGCCACGCCUCAAGGCCGAACAAUCCUCUUCCAGGGAGAUGGCAGCUUCCAAAUGACAGCACAGGAAAUGAGCACCAUUCUCCACAAGAAACUCGAUAUGAUCGUGUUCCUAAUUAACAACAACGGGUACACGAUUGAACGACUGAUCCAUGGACCCGAGGAAUCUUACAACGAUGUCGCGCCCUGGAAAUAUCUUGAAUGUGCCUCCUUCUUUGGGGUGGAGUCUACAGAGUCGUAUCCAACUCUCAAGGCAAGGGUUAGUACUUGGGGUGAGCUUGAUGAGGUCCUUGCGAAAAGGGACUUUCAUUCUGGGAAGGGACUGCGCAUGGUUGAGGUUAUGAUGGAGAAGGAGGACUGUAAUGAUACGCUAAGGCUUUUGCUUGACAUUUACAAGGCUAAGAAAGGGUGA